Molecule: messenger RNA, 2071 nt
Organism: Charadrius vociferus (killdeer)
Lineage: Eukaryota; Metazoa; Chordata; Aves; Charadriiformes; Charadriidae
Gene: MTMR6
Product: myotubularin related protein 6
Exons: 14
Coding region: 1-1866 (621 amino acids)
Biological process (GO): dephosphorylation
Cellular component (GO): nuclear envelope
Molecular function (GO): phosphatidylinositol-3,5-bisphosphate phosphatase activity
Source: RefSeq, a predicted model, not a curated record
AUGCAGGAUUAUGAUGAUCUAGUAGAGCAAGUGAAAUUACUAGAUAGGUUCAGCACGAGCAAUAAGUCACUGACGGGAACUCUAUACCUUACAGCAACUCAUCUGUUAUUCAUAGAUUCAAGCCAGAGAGAGACAUGGAUACUACAUCACCACAUUGCUGCGGUGGAAAAACUUCCCUUGACUACUUCUGGCUGCCCUCUUGUUAUCCAGUGCAAGAACUUCAGGAUAGUUCACUUUGUUGUUCCCAGAGAAAGAGAUUGUCAUGACAUUUAUAACUCUCUGCUUCAGCUGUCAAGAACAGCAAAUUAUGAAGAACUGUAUGCCUUCUCCUAUAAUCCAAAACAAAAUGAAUCUGAGCAAGUCAAAGGUUGGCAGCUUAUUGAUCUAGCAGAAGAAUAUAAGAGAAUGGGAGUGCCAAAUGCUAACUGGCAGUUGUCUGAUGCUAAUCGUGAUUAUAAGAUUUGUGAAACCUAUCCUAGAGAACUUUAUGUUCCCAGAACUGCAAGCAAGCCCAUAAUCGUUGGUAGCUCCAAGUUCAGAAGCAAAGGAAGAUUCCCAGUGUUGUCAUAUUAUCAUAAAAAUAAAGAGGCUGCAAUUUGCAGAUGCAGUCAACCUCUCUCAGGUUUCAGUGCCAGGUGCCUGGAAGAUGAACACAUGUUGCAAGCCAUCAGUAAAGCAAAUCCUUCAAAUCGCUAUAUGUAUGUCAUGGACACCAGGCCAAAGCUUAAUGCAAUGGCAAACAGAGCUGCUGGGAAGGGCUAUGAGAAUGAAGACAACUACUCUAACAUUAGGUUCCAGUUUGUUGGCAUUGAAAAUAUUCAUGUAAUGAGAUCCAGCUUGCAAAAACUUCUGGAAGUCAGUGGCACGAAGGGUUUGUCUGUCAAUGACUUUUUGUCUGGUUUGGAGAAUUCUGGAUGGUUGCGUCAUAUCAAAGCUGUGUUGGAUGCUGCUGUUUUCCUAGUCAAGGCAAUAGCGGUUGAGAGCGCGAGUGUAUUAGUGCACUGCUCAGAUGGCUGGGAUAGGACGUCCCAAGUUUGUUCCCUUGGAGCUCUCUUACUGGAUUCCUAUUACAGAACAAUCAAAGGAUUCAUGGUCUUGAUAGAGAAAGACUGGAUCUCUUUUGGGCACAAGUUCUCUGACAGGUGUGGUCAGUUGGAUGGUGAUCCAAAAGAGAUCUCACCAGUGUUCACCCAGUUUUUGGAAAGUGUGUGGAAUCUGACUGAGCAGUUUCCGCAAGCCUUUGAGUACAAUGAAGCUUUCCUCCUUCAGAUCCAUGAACACGUCCAUUCAUGCCAGUUUGGUAACUUCCUUGGAAACUGCCAAAAAGAGCGAGAAGAACUAAAAUUAAAAGAGAAGACAUAUUCCUUGUGGCCAUUUCUUCUGGAUGAACAAAAGAAAUAUCAGAAUCCUCUUUAUAAUCCAGACUUUUCUCCAGGACUAACUCUUUUGGAGCCUAAUACAGUAUCAUUCAAUUUUAAGUUUUGGAGAAAUAUGUACCAUCAGUUUGACCGAAGUAUGCAUCCCAGGCAAUCUGUGUUCAAUCUUAUAAUGAACAUGAGCGAACAAAAUAAACAACUGGAGGAAGAAAUUAAAGAACUGGAAGCUAAGAUAAAGCGGAAAAAUGGGCAGUCAGAUGGAGUCCUUGUGAAGGAACAUCAGCAAUCUGCUCAUCCUGCACCCCCGGCACUGAAAACCCCGCCAUGCUACAAGAAGGAGCAGCCACUGAUCCCGGUGAAUGAUGCUGUAAGAACUAUAGAGGGCAGCAACACAGCAGACAAUCGCUACAGUGAAUUCGUGGAAGAGUUCUCAAAAGCUGAGCCUGCUGUUGUCAGCUUGGAGUAUGGAGUUGCCAGGAUGACCUGCUAAUUAAAAUGUGGCACUGUGCUCCUCUUCUAGCCUGACUGAAUUAAGAGAUGGAUUAUUUUGAGGAUGGGUCUGCUGCAUGACCAAAACACGAUUUGUAUAUCGGCAAGUUUUGUUAACGUAGAUUAGAACAGCAUGCUAGUUGUCAAGUGUUUGCUGUUCUUUUAAGAACGGGGGGGGAAAAAGUGUAGCUGUCUUUUAAAUGAAA